AUGUCGUCAGGCCAAAAAGAACCUCCCUCGCCAUCCGCUACUUCAUUGAGCCAACCCAAAUCAUUUAACGACACUGCUUUAUGCCGGUGUUCGACGCUAGCAGCGAUUAAAAUCCUGAAACGGAUUCGACCUCGAGCGGGGUGCGUUCUCAUGUUGACAAGCCGGGUUUGCGUUAAAUACGGGAGUCGCGUUCAUUUGUCCGAGGCAUCAACAAUGCGCUUUAUCUCGCAACACACAUCUAUUCCGGUGCCAAAAGUCAUAUGUGCGUUUACUCAUUCCGGUCGGACGUACAUCGUGAUGGAGAGGAUUCAGGGUGAUAUGAUUUCCAAUGGGUGGCUGAGACGAAGUGAAGAGUCGAAGGCGAAACUUCUCUCGCAGUUAGCAGGGCUGGUUCAACAAAUGCGCGAUAUUCGGCCUCCGGAAGGCACUCGAAUAGCGUCUGUUGAUGACGGAUCGAUUUACGACUGUCGUCUUCCGGGUCCUUCUUUGCGCUUUGGUCCCUAUGAUACUGUCCAAGAUUUCCACCGUUAUUUACGCAGGGGCAUGGAAUUUGACUCAAGAGUUGAUCUUGAUGUUCAAGAACUGAUCAAAUGGCAUGAAAAAUCUUGGCCUUUGGUACUUACCCACGGCGACCUGAGCAGCCUUAACAUUCUUGCACGUGGAGAUGAAAUCGUUGGUAUUAUUGACUGGGAAACUGCUGGCUGGUACCCAUCAUAUUGGGAAUACACGUCUGCCAACCAAGUACACCUAUUCUGGUCUUUUUGGGCCGAUGAGAUUGACAAAUUCCUACAACCAAUGCCCGAAGAGUUGGCAAUGGAACGAAUUCGUCAAAUACGGUUUGGAGAAUUUAAUUAA
Molecule: messenger RNA, 855 nt
Organism: Penicillium olsonii
Lineage: Eukaryota; Fungi; Ascomycota; Eurotiomycetes; Eurotiales; Aspergillaceae
Source: the annotation of a GenBank genome assembly